Pogonomyrmex barbatus (red harvester ant) is the source of this 2744-nucleotide messenger RNA. RefSeq names its product catalytic subunit 3A of the oligosaccharyltransferase complex (gene Stt3A). Gene Ontology annotation, cellular component: membrane. The record is from RefSeq and is a predicted model, not a curated record. Gene Ontology annotation, biological process: post-translational protein modification. NCBI's taxonomy places the organism in Eukaryota, Metazoa, Arthropoda, Insecta, Hymenoptera, Formicidae. Gene Ontology annotation, molecular function: dolichyl-diphosphooligosaccharide-protein glycotransferase activity.
AUUCGUUUGCCUCCCGAUCGUUCGGGUCGCAAUCCAUGGCUUUUUCUUUUGAAGUAUCGCCUGGCGUUUCUUAGUUAAUAAUUUAAAUGGCCACAUUGUAUUUUUGCAUUUGUUGUAUAAAGUAAUUAUCAUAAGUUUUUCUCGAACUUUUGGAAACUGUUGUUGUCGCGUCGUUUAGACGUAUACACGAUACGUGAAAGUAAAAUAUGCGAAUCGACAUAUACAUAUGUCACCGGCCGGUAAUUUUGUAUUGAUGUAAGAGAUCCAAGAUUUAUUUCAUCUAAAAUUGUUGUGCGUUUUGCUACAUCAACAUGGUGACGCUACUAAAGACAAGAGGUCUGCGCAUGACAGCGCAGAAGCAGGAAACACUUUUAAAAUUAACUGUGCUUUCCUUAGCAGCAAUUUUAUCAUUUGCCACACGUUUGUUCUCAGUAUUAAGAUUUGAAAGUGUCAUUCAUGAAUUUGACCCAUACUUCAAUUAUCGUACCACAAAAUAUUUAGCUGAAAAUGGAUUCUAUAGUUUUCAUAAUUGGUUCGAUGAUCGCGUUUGGUAUCCACUUGGCAGGAUAAUAGGAGGAACUAUAUAUCCUGGUCUGAUGAUAACUUCAGCAGCAUUGUAUCGUAUCUCGUGGCUACUGAAUAUCACACUGGACAUACGCAACAUUUGUGUCUUCCUUGCUCCAUUAUUUUCAAGUUUAACAACAAUUAUUACCUAUCUGCUUACCAAAGAAUUAAAGGAUUCCGCAUCAGGCCUAUUUGCAGCUGCAAUGAUCGCAAUUGUACCUGGUUAUAUAUCUCGAUCAGUUGCAGGUUCUUAUGAUAAUGAAGGCAUAGCAAUCUUUUGUAUGCUAUUCACAUAUUACAUGUGGAUCAAAGCCGUGAAAACAGGAGCGAUAUGUUGGGCUACGUGUGCAGCACUGGCUUACUUUUAUAUGGUAUCUUCAUGGGGCGGAUAUGUCUUUUUGAUUAAUCUGAUUCCAUUACACGUAUUGACGUUGAUGGUGACUGGCAGAUUUUCCCACAGAAUAUAUAUCGCGUACAGUAUUUUGUAUUGUUUAGGAACAAUUUUAUCCAUGCAGAUCUCAUUUGUUGGUUUUCAACCCGUUCAAAGUUCUGAGCACAUGCUUGCUUUGGGCGUUUUUGGCCUUUGUCAAAUACAUGCAUUAGUAGAUUACUUGCGAAGUAAAUUAUCCCAAAAAGAAUUUGAGAUAUUAUUCCGUGCCUUGCUUAUUAUGGUGAUUAUGACGUCAUGCAUAGUUGGUGGUAUUUUAACUAUCACAGGAAAAAUAUCACCAUGGACUGGACGCUUUUAUUCCUUGCUUGACCCAUCUUAUGCAAAAAAUCAUAUUCCAAUAAUUGCUUCAGUUUCGGAACAUCAGCCAACAUCAUGGAGUUCCUUCUAUUUUGAUCUGCAAAUACUUGUAUUUUUAUUCCCAUCAGGCUUAUACUUCUGUUUUUCUAAGUUGACAGAUUCGAACAUUUUCUUAAUUUUGUAUGGAGUUACCAGUUUAUAUUUUGCAGGAGUAAUGGUACGUUUAAUGUUAGUACUUGCUCCAGUAAUGUGCAUUUUGGGUGGAAUUGGAGCAUCUUCUCUACUAGUUACUUAUAUGAAACAAGUUGAAAGUGGAAAAGUUGUUGAUAAAAAAGCCAAGAAGUUUGAAAAUAAUUACAUCUUAAGAAGUGAGAUUGCCUCAUUUUUCAUCGUAGUGAUGUCUAUACUCUUUUUAUCUUAUACCUUCCACUGCACGUGGGUUACAGCAGAGGCGUAUAGUUCGCCUAGCAUUGUAUUAUCUGCACGGUCGCCUGACGGUGGACGAAUGAUUUUCGAUGAUUUUAGAGAAGCUUACUAUUGGCUACGUAUGAAUACACCUGAGAAUGCUAAAAUAAUGUCUUGGUGGGACUAUGGGUAUCAGAUAACUGCAAUGGCAAAUCGUACUAUUUUAGUAGACAAUAAUACAUGGAAUAACACGCACAUAUCAAGAGUUGGUCAGGCAAUGGCAAGUUCCGAAGAAAAAGCUUACGAGAUCAUGAGAGAAUUAGACGUCAACUAUGUCCUUGUAAUUUUUGGAGGACUCACUGGUUACUCAUCAGAUGACAUAAAUAAGUUCCUAUGGAUGGUGCGCAUUGGCGGUAGUACAGAAAAAGGAAAAUCUAUAACCGAAUGGGAUUACUAUAACUCCGCGGGCGAAUUCCGAGUGGACAAAGAAGGAUCUCCAAUUUUGCUCAAUUGUCUCAUGUACAAAAUGUGUUAUUACAGAUUUGGUCAAGUCUACACUGAAGGCGGCAAGCCUUCAGGUUAUGACAGGGUAAGGAACAUGGAGAUUGGAAACAAAGAUUUUGAAUUGAAUACAUUAGAAGAAGCGUACACGACGGAGCACUGGCUCGUGCGAAUUUACAAAGUGAAAGAUUUGAAAAAUAGGGGAACUUAAAGUACUCUUAACAUCAGAAAUUGCAUAUACAAAAAUCUAUUGUCAUAACAUCAUAAAUCUUUUGACUUUCUAUUAACUUUCAGUUAUAUAUGAGUGUCAUGAUAAUUAUUAUGGAAAUUAAUACAUACAUGUAUUAUUGCUCAUUGCGUUAUAACUGAAAUUUUUAUAAAUGAAAUGUCAUAAAAAUAAAAGAUACAACAUAAAUAUAAAUAUUGCUAUAUGCAAUUUAUUAGAAUUUUGAAAUAUAUACGUUUAGCAUAUUUCGGCAGCGUCCUUAAAAAUCAUCAAAUAUUGUGAAUAACAUGACUAUUAAAA